This is a messenger RNA of Frankliniella occidentalis (western flower thrips), 978 nucleotides long. RefSeq lists its product as uncharacterized. The record is from RefSeq and is a predicted model, not a curated record. The transcript has 4 exons. Bases 307 to 969 code for a protein of 220 amino acids. Lineage: Eukaryota; Metazoa; Arthropoda; Insecta; Thysanoptera; Thripidae.
GAACAAACACUAUUCGCAGGCAGGAAGCAGGAAACAAUCAAAUAGAAAGUAAACAGAACCAUUCAUUUGAAGUCACAUUCAGCCGUCACACGAUUCAUUAUUGAUCUUUGUGACCGUCUGCAUACUGGAGGGAGAUAGUCCAAUACACGCCUUUUCUAUUCAGCACAUCAUUUGCUAGCCAGUGUCAAAAGUUGGGAAUAUGUUCUCCAAACGUAAUUCUUUGUCAACCCUUGACAGUCUGUGACGCCCCCUCUCCCUGCCCCAUGUUUGAUUAUGGAUCAUGUGUAUUAAAACAGUGGUGUCAGCAUGCGCUUCAGGCUCAGCCGGGCAGUCUAUGUUGUCAUCUUCUUCGUGACUUUCCUUAUCCUUUGGUACUUGGUAAGCCAGAACAAUCCUCAAUUUACCAAAACAUGUGAACUACCUCUGACAUUUCAAAACAAUCUCUUGAAUCUGUCAUACAGAGUUCAUAAAGUUUUGGAUAUUAUGACCUUAACCCAUUGUCUUUGUUAUGGAGCGCUUUGGGGUCAAGUACGAAGAUCCAGUACUCUUCCAUGGGAGACCAAUGCAGAGUUUUGUGUCAAUAACAAAGAAAUAUCAGCAUUUGACGAAAACUUUAUUGAUAGAGUUUUUAGGAAACAUAACUUGACCCUUGUGUAUGAUUCUGCUGAGGGUUUAUACUCAGUCACAGAUGAUGCCUUUCAGAAGGGAGCUCAAAUACAAUUGAUAGUGUUUGAAGAAGACCUGAAGCUAGAUGUAAUGCGAAGAGUUGGGUGGAAACGUCGAAUGCUUCCUCCUAACUGUGAGGAUUCGAAAUCACUUGAGUGCUUUCCUAUUCGUCUCUUACGCAAGCCUCUCCCUAUGAAACCAUUUGGCUGGAAAGAACUACCAGUUCCUUGGGAAAGCCUUGAAAUUUUAAAGUAUCACUAUCCAGAAAAUUGGUGGAAGGAAGUGUUACCAUUAAAUUGCUAACUUACUGCA